Messenger RNA from Diachasmimorpha longicaudata, 2893 nucleotides. RefSeq lists its product as uncharacterized. The record is from RefSeq and is a predicted model, not a curated record. The transcript is spliced from 6 exons. Bases 1 to 1638 code for a protein of 545 amino acids. Lineage: Eukaryota; Metazoa; Arthropoda; Insecta; Hymenoptera; Braconidae.
AUGUCGGAAACCUCACAUCCAUCUCGCGAUCCAAAAAAUCUCAGCGAACCAUUCGCAGUCAUCGAAUUUCUCGAGAAAAACGAAAAAGGGCUACCAUGCAUUGAUUUGGUGCCGAAAAAAUGGUUUAAUAGUGCAGAAGAAGACACCUGUAAAUUCCCACCGACAACUGAAUAUCAUCUACUUGACGACUACUUGGAAAAAUUGCACUCGCCCAAGGACUCUUGGCAAAGUUAUCCAUUUUGCUUCAUCACCGGAGCAGCUGAUUUGGAUCAGGGUCGCAGAAGAUUAAAAAAGGCCCAAGUAACUCUCAACUGUGAGACAACCGAUGGUGAAAAUGAUCGAAAGGGGGGGAGGUCCGAAACUUCCUCGAAAGCAAAAAUUUCAGCAAAACCCUUAACUGCAUCAAAGUCUCAACUAAACAACAUCUUUAGUACUAAAAUCCCGAUUCCACCUAGAAAUCAAACUCCAAAGUCUGGUAUACAAGCAAAACCAAAGACAAGAUUUCAAAGCAUUUACCAGAGUGGAUCUGACUCUGAAGACGAAAAUCAUGAUUGUCUUAUAGCUAAUCCUGAGGAGAUUCGAGCCUCAAAGGCUCAAAAUAAUUCUGGCUUUUUGCAAAUGUCGAGUAAAUCGCGAUCUGUACCAACAGGUGCAUGUUUAUCAUUUAAACAGCGGUCAAGGAAGAAUAUUACUUUGCUUAAAGACGUCGAAACUGAUGAAUCUGAGAGCAAUGAUUCCUCCGAUGGAAUUCUGCAGUCACCUACAAAAUCGAUGGACUCAGCGAGAAAUACAAGAAAAGAACUUCAUUUGACACCUCCUUCACCACUAGUCCAUAACGCUUCAGGUAACCGAAAAAGGCGUGCAUCGUCUACUACACGCGCUGAAGACGGAUUGAAUUCGAUUGUGAGCCCAGGAACUCCAAAAACUUCACGAUCAAUGAUGGUACCCCCUGCUAAGAUGCCAAAAAUGCUGGGACCACAAAACCAGUUGUCAUCUAGUCAUUAUGCUGAUAAUGAACGUCGAAUCCUGAACUCCCUUCGAGAUUACUUUGAUCAGCAAUUAGAUGAAAAGCUCGAAAAUUUAAGACGCAGGAUGGCUUACGAUUUAAAGCAGUCUAUGAAUGAGCUCAAGACCACAAUCAUUGGCACUAAUCUAGCCCCAGCUUCUGGUCCUAGCUUGCUUGAAAUACAGAAGCAGAUGUCUACGCCACUACCAUUUGAAAUGGAUGAUAAGUUCCAGGAAUACGAAGCGAUAUUGACAACGGACCCAAAUCUCGUAGAAACACUGCGAUUAUUCAUGAGAGUUUUGAUAAGCAAUAAAAAAGAGAUGAAAAUAUGUGUUUCCACUAUCCUAUCUGCGGUUCUGAGGAAGACAGUGUCACUGCACUAUUCUGGUUACGGAAAGGAAGCUGGCGGAAAGAAAAAGAAAAAUUUUUAUAACACUACAGUAUGCAAAGUACUGAUUGAUGUGAUAAUUGAGGUAAUAGGAUCCAGCACUGAUGAGAAGAAGAUAAUGUCAGAAGUAAGUACUUGGUUGUCACGUUCUGGCGAUCGAGAGGGUGGGCGUAAGGAACGACAACGCGGGUCAAGUCAUCAUAACGAGAAUAAUUCAGUUUGUUCCUUUGAUACCAAUCGAUAAUACUUCAUUUUUCCGGGAUAAAUGGAAUUGUAAAAUCACUGUGUUAAUAUGACUCCAUUAGUUCAUUUUCGUAAUUGUAUUAGUUGUGAUAUUCUUGAUAAAAGGUACGAUUAAUAGGAAAAGUUUAUAUUAUCAAUAUAUUUUUAUCGCGAGGCGUUUCAUUGGGCAGAAUAUAUAUUAAUAUAUGAAUAUUGUUUAGUAUUCGGCUGUCAUUGAAGUAUUAAUUAUAUUUAUUAUAUUUCUCCUGGCGAGGUCGGAAAUCCAGAAGAUGGAAAUAACAAUUGGAAAAUGUGAUGUAUCUUAGCAUAAUAAAGUAUUUUCUAUGUCAUUUCCUCAUAAGUUAGAUCACGGGAAUAAAUAUCCGUUGUUGGUUCAGGGAUUAAAUAUUAUGUCCAAAAGUUUAAAGGGAAAAAUAAUAAGUGGAUUUUUAAUUUUUAAGAAAAAUUCUAAUGAAAGUAAUUUCAGCCAUUGAGAGCUGUUUUCAGUAUUUGGUGAUUCAAGUCAAAUAAUAUUUAUAAGGUUGAAGUUUCACAAUCGGACUGCGUCCAUAUUCCCCAAAGAUUUCAAAUUUAAGGGUUGAAAUUAAUUAGUUAUAUGUAAUCCUAUCCAAGACUUUUUUAUAUUUCUAAGUUUGUUUGAAAGAGUGAAUAUAAUAAGCAAUAUUAUAUAGAACUAGCACACAAUCAAUGCAACUAAAUAUCAUUCUGUGUUCCGGAGUUGCAGAUGGAGAAAACAUUAUUGUAAAAAAAGGACGUCUUUCCGAGAUGAAAAAAUAAUUCUUAUCAGGAUAAUUCGUAUCAGCAAUUGUCUAUGGAUAUAAGAAUUAAUUCUUAUCAUCCAUAGCGGAAUAAAUUAUCCAUAAUAUUGCUAUUAUAAUGACUGUUUUCAUGCUUGAAUUGAAGCACGAUAAUUUAUCAAUUCUAAACUACUAAUUUAAAAAAUAACAUUGGUGCGUUAUUUUGUUGGAUAUUUUGUUAAUACAAUCUUCGAAUUCUGAAGACUGACUGCUAAUAUUAUUAGAUUGUAAGAGAGAGUUUAUUAAGACUUAAUAUGGUAUGUCGUAUUAAAUUUCGGAUUCAAAUGAUCUACGUAGAUUAUUUAUUUUAAAAGCGGAUGAAAAUAAUCCACAAAAGAUUUUUCUACAAUUUAUACCUGCAAUCAUUUUUUUGAGUUUUCAUAUUCUGUUCGCGGAAAAAUCUCAUAGUUGUGAUUAUCUUUCAUGAAAAUUGGAGAUACAAACACUGCAUAUCUUUAA